ACACAGAGUUGAACCUCUCCACUCAUCAAUUGUUGAUUUUUCUUGCCGUGUCCUAAAGGGAUUAUUUUCUCCAUCUGAGUAUAAACACUGGAACCCUCCAGAUUCCCUCUAUUCACCUCCAAUGACACAGUGUGAACCACUCUGACUCCCCCAAGGCAACCCCCCCACACCCCAACCCUUCGGCUGAAGUACUAAAACCCGGUGGUCUCAGAUCUCAAUGCCUGUGUUGACUCACUACUACAGCAUUAUUAUGGCACAGCGCUUCUGAUAACGUCUGAUUCAUUCUAUUGGGAUCUGGUACUCCAACAACACCCUGGCAAUGAACUCCACCAGCCUGGAUAUUAAUGUCUCAGAGACCCUGGCAAACAAGACACUCAUUGUCACCACCAUACUGGAGAACCCAUAUGUGAUGCGCAAAGACAACUACCAGGACUUCCAGGGUAACGACCAGUAUGAGGGCUUCUGUGUCGACAUGUUGAGGGAGCUGGCAGACAUCUUGAAAUUCUCCUUCAAGAUCAAGCUGGUGGAUGAUGGGUUGUAUGGGGCUCCAGAGCCCAACGGCUCUUGGACUGGCAUGGUUGGAGAGCUAAUCAACAGGAAAGCAGACCUGGCCGUGGCAGGCUUCACCAUCACAUCAGAGAGAGAGAAAGUUAUUGACUUUUCUAAGCCGUUCAUGACCUUGGGGAUCAGCAUCUUAUACAGAGUUCAACUGGGUCGAAAGCCAGGUUACUUCUCCUUCCUCGAUCCCUUCUCUCCAGCUGUCUGGCUCUUCAUGCUGCUCGCCUACCUGGCCGUCAGCUGUGUGCUCUUCCUGGCUGCAAGGCUGAGCCCCUAUGAGUGGUACAACCCCCAUCCGUGUCUGCGAGAGCGCAGGGACAUGUUGGAGAACCAGUACACUUUGGGAAACAGCCUGUGGUUCCCUGUCGGAGGCUUCAUGCAGCAGGGCUCAGAGAUAAUGCCCAGAGCCCUGUCCACCAGAUGUGUUAGUGGGGUGUGGUGGGCGUUCACCCUGAUCAUCAUCUCCUCCUACACGGCCAACCUGGCAGCCUUCCUGACUGUCCAGAGGAUGGAGGUUCCCAUCGAGUCUCCGGACGACUUGGCUGACCAGACCAAUAUUGAGUAUGGGACCAUCCACGGAGGGAGCACCAUGACGUUCUUCAUGAACUCACGUUACCAAACCUACCAGCGGAUGUGGAACUACAUGAACUCCAAGCAGCCCAGUGUAUUUGUAAAAAGCACAGAGGAGGGAAUUGCCCGAGUGGUCAACUCCAAGUAUGCCUUCCUGAUGGAGAGCACCAUGAAUGAGUACCACCGUGGCCUCAACUGCAAUCUUACACAGAUCGGAGGCCUGCUGGACACCAAGGGCUAUGGCAUCGGCAUGCCACUGGGGUCUCCGUUCAGAGAUGACAUCACACUGGCCAUCCUCCAGCUGCAGGAGAAUAACAGGCUGGAGAUACUGAAGAGGAGGUGGUGGGAGGGAGGCCAAUGUCCCAAAGAGGAGGACCACCGUGCCAAGGGUCUGGGCAUGGAGAACAUUGGGGGCAUCUUUGUGGUGCUGAUCUGUGGCCUCAUUAUUGCCGUGUUUGUGGCCAUUAUGGAGUUUGUGUGGUCGACACGCCGCUCGGCAGAGACCGAUGAGGUAUGCCCCCAUACCUGCCCUCGCCGACCCCACAGACACACCCCAGUGUCUGUCUGUCAGGAGAUGAUCACAGAGUUCCGAAACGCCGUCUCCUGUAAGAAG
Messenger RNA from Morone saxatilis (striped sea-bass), 1741 nucleotides. RefSeq names its product glutamate receptor ionotropic, kainate 5-like. NCBI's taxonomy places the organism in Eukaryota, Metazoa, Chordata, Actinopteri, Moronidae. Gene Ontology annotation, biological process: synaptic transmission, glutamatergic; modulation of chemical synaptic transmission; monoatomic ion transport. The record is from RefSeq and is a predicted model, not a curated record. Gene Ontology annotation, cellular component: postsynaptic membrane; kainate selective glutamate receptor complex; presynaptic membrane. Gene Ontology annotation, molecular function: transmitter-gated monoatomic ion channel activity involved in regulation of postsynaptic membrane potential; kainate selective glutamate receptor activity.